AUGUGCGGCGUGGUGUGCGGGGGUGGCGGCGCGAAGCGUACAGCCGGGGUGUGCGGCGGCGCCCGGCCAGUCGCGCGGUCUCGCGCCCGCCCAGCCUUCGCUGUGCCCCGCGAUCCGAACGGACGCGGCCGCGUGGCCACACAUCGACACUGGAAACUAACAGAAAACCGCCACGAUAAUCGGCCACGACACUACCACGUUCCAAAUAAUUGCUGUAACUGUGAUAUUUGUACAAAAAUCGUCAGAAUUUGUCGACUCAGGCCAUGCGGGUACACAAAAUAG
Molecule: messenger RNA, 282 nt
Organism: Arctia plantaginis
Lineage: Eukaryota; Metazoa; Arthropoda; Insecta; Lepidoptera; Erebidae
Source: the annotation of a GenBank genome assembly